AGCUCUGGCCAGGGAGAGCUCAGCUUUCUGCCCAUUAAAGGAUUAAGUUCGCCACAAUGGUAAACAAUCCCUCCUGUUUCUUUUCCCUUGCAAUCACCCUUUGCGUCCUGCUGGAAGAAGGCCUGGGCCUCCCUCCGGCAGAGCCUCACCUGGCAGCGGGCAGCGGCAGGCACCUGAGGACCAAGCGCUGCUCCUGCCUCAACUGGAUGGACAAAGAGUGUGUUUACUUCUGUCACCUUGAUAUUAUCUGGAUCAACACGCCAGGCCACUCCACGCCCUACGGUCUGGGUAAUACACAAAGGCGUCGGAAGAGAUCACUCAGCAGGUGCGAGUGCUCGCAUUCAAAGGACAGCGUCUGUGCGACCUUCUGCCAUGGCAAGCCUUGGGAUUUCAGAAAUCCACAGCUUACCACGAACACGGGACUGCUGGUAAAACUUCUCCAGAGCCGUAGUGCGAAGCCCCGCAAGACAAACUUCUGAAAGUUCUCAGGGCGCCUUGCUCUUUCAAAUGCCUCGUUCACCUGGAAGCAGCAGGACUCGCUGAGGAAUUCCGAACUAGCAGCACUUAAAUGAGGGGAGAUCAUAUGGAAGACAAAGCAAGAAGGGUGGGGGUGCUGUUCGCCUUCACCACGCAGAGUCCUGCCGUUGCAAAGAAUCUCCUACUCUGUGGGAAGUUGAAAGAUUGGAGGACCAUUGGAAGAGAUGGAAAGCAAUCCAUGGAAACAGCUGUUGGAGAAAGGGGCAAGGAACAGUGGAGGCAGUAGCACAGCCCCCUUGGUACAUCAGAGGCGAUCCUAAAGAGACAAUAGCCUCUCCUUUUUACUGCACCUUGGGAAGGUCUGUCCAGCUUGUUGGGACAAGAGAGAUCUUCUUCCUGGAUACCAACAGGAACUCAUAGCAGAUCUCAGUGUAAAGAGCCAGCACUUUGGAGGAAGGCAAAUGCAGUUAUGGACUCGGUCGCCACAUGUGGAUCCUUCCAAACACCCUACCUCAGGACCUUGUCUAGUCUGCUUCUCUUGACUUUAAACAUAGUUUGACUGGUUUUACCGACUGCUCCUUUUAUUCCGGUUGUCGUUGCCUGGCUCACAUCUGCCUCUACUCUCCUGCGCGACACGGAAAGGCGUGCAUUGAAUAGACAUCCCUAUUUCUGGUAAUGAAUUUGCUAAAAGUCUGUUAUUGGUAACAACUCCCCCCCCCCAGUAAGUCAAUUUAGUGUUGCCUAGUGACCAUUGGGACUGGUAUGGCAGGCACCAAGGAAGACAUCAGUAGGUGGAGGGGAGUCAACUAAUUCUACUGUUGUCUCGAUCUUCCUCCUUGCUGAGUUUUACAAGGGCAAAAGGGAGGCUGAGGAAUGGGCAGGCAGGCAGGGCCAGGGUCACCUUCUGGACUGGUUGUAAGAAAGACGACAGGUGGACUUGGAGGAAUCAAUACUGAGAUUGGUGGGGCAGUGUCCCAUUUGUCCUGUUGGAUCAGCCUGUUUUGCAGCCACUGAGCUCUACUCAGUUAAUCUGAAAUCUUGUUCUCAGCAAGUAACUUAAGCCUUGAUGAAGUUGAUGGCUCAGAAAAGUGGGGGGCAGGGGGCGGGGGGUAGGACCAGAAAAGGAUCAGCAAAGCUGGGGUGGAGGCAGGAGUCCAAAAGCACAUCUUCAUUGCACAUUUAAACCAAUUUAGCCAUCACCACCCCAAUUAAGAAGCCCCAGGAAUCAUAGCUGUGUGAGGGAACUGAGCCUUUGGUAGAGAUCAUUAGCCGUUUCACAGAACUACACACGAAGCUGCUCAUGUUGAAUCAGGCCAUUAUUUCAUCCAGCCCUCUGCCAUUGGUGAGUGAAGCCUCUUCAAGGUCUCAGACAGAUAACUUCUGAGUGAUGCUGCUUAAGAUCCUUGAAGUGGAGAGGCCAGGCCUUUGCAACACAUACACUUCACUACGGAGUUGUUGGUUGCCUGUCAAUUUCACUUGCACAGAGAAGAGAAUUGUGUGUCUAUGUGUGAGCCUCCCAGUUCCACUGCUGUUCUUUAAAGACCUUGCACACAACUCUACUAGUUUAAGCAACAUGCCCUGCAUUAUCAAGUUCCACACUGCAAAUGCUGAAAUGGUUAGAAUCACAAAACUUGACUUUUGAAAAGCCCCUUCACUAUAGGCAUGAAACUGAUUGUUAGUUUCAACCUGCCUGUCAAUCUCACAGGACCUUCUCUGGGCUUGGCUCAAAUCGUGCUUAGGUAGCAUUAACAUUCCAAAUGUUUGCAUGAGCUUUCUUGUUUGUAGUUCAGGGAUGCUUGUUCAUUUCAGGGAUGUGGCCCUCCAAAUACUAUUGGACUCCAACUCACAGUGGCCGCUGGGAGUUAAUAGUUAGGGAUGAUGGGAUUUGGAGUCCCAGCAACAUCCAGAGAGCUACUUGAUUUUAGGUGUUAAAAAUAUUUUAACUUGCCUUUCCUUAAAAAUACAACAAAUAACAGUAAAAUACAGUAACAAUAAAACACUAGCAAAAUACAAGUAACAAUAACAGAUCACUGAGAGAAGUAACAGCAGAUAAAGCCAAUAUUUCAGGGAGCUGACUAUUGACUUGGCAGAUCAAAUGCCAUCUGUAAAAGAGAGGUCUUCAUGCAUUGGCAGAAGGCCCUCAAAGAGGAAGAAAGUUGCUCAGACACUCCUCAGAUAUCUAGCCUACUCAGUGGAGUUUCAGUGAAUUUUGUACACAAUGAGGUGGGAACAGUGAAUGGAGAACUCCAUGGAAACUGAGAAUCAAGGUCCAUACACCCCUAACCAAAGGCUCUCUUUAGCCAAAGUCCCCGAGGGUUCUUCUUUGGAGCUGUGAUGGUUUAAACUGGUUUAAAUGUGUCAUACAGAUGUGCCCAUAGUGAGGGCCAGUUACUCAGCCAGAUUGGUGCACUGUAGAACUUGGGUUGAGGGGUUCCACAACAGAGGUCAAAUUCAUGUGCUAAAGUGGUCACAGCAUUGCUUGGCUAUAUGACCAAUUUACUGCUCGGGCAAUCUUUACUCUGUCGCUGCUCAUCUCACAAUCUUUGCUGUGGCACUGUAAAUGGCAGUGGUGGCGGUGGGUUGAAUUAUAAGGCAGACACACAACCAUCUUGGCAUGUCUUAGUUGGCUUGGUUGUGGUGUUUAUGCCCCACGAUAUCCUAUGGAUAUAUUAUGGGUGGGUUAGAAUGCUUCUGACAAGAUUACUUUUAGCAAAGCAUCCUUAGAGGGGGCCCUAUAAACACUGCGUGGUCACUUGAUUUGGCAGUUCAGAUCACAUGAGGAUAAUAUCACUGGUAGGUUGGGGGAUACAUGGUAAGGCAACUGUUACCAUGCUCUCAAAACUGUUUGGAAAUCUGAAGAAGCACAGAUUUCAUUAGAGGCAACUUCCUUUGUAUUCAGUGAAACAACUGGCCUCCUUAUAGUUACGUCAUGGGGGGAGCCUUUGGUCCUCCAGAUGUUGGUGGAUUACAGUUCCUAUCAUCCCUGACCAUGGGGCACAUUGGCUGGUGUCAAUGAGAGUUAGAGUCCAGCAACAUCUGGGGGACCACUGGUUCUCUACCUCUGCGUUAGAGCUGUCAUAUCCCGAGCUUUUAAGAAACCUCCAGUUUGAAUUCAUCCCAAGUUUUUUGAAGUGCAGAAAAUGCAAUGCCAGGAAGAAACGGGUUUAGGCAAGAGAAGGAAAAGCCUUUUCUGCCAGCUUUCUGAAUGAGACAUGUUCUGCCUACAUAUUCAGGGAAACUAUAGGGUAGAUUCUUCUGGAACUUUAGACUCUGGACUGCGGCUUAGUGCUUCUUCCUAUCAAAAAUAAUUAAUUCUUGCAUAUGGAGAACUAGCACAUCUGAGCUAAGUUUCUCCCUGAUGUGCUAGCUUUCUGCACGGGGGACUUUUCAAAAAAUGUAACCCUGUACAUAUAAUAAGAAAAUGACUCCGUCUUAAAACUAUCCCAUAAUCUCCUGCCCCACAAAACAAUCAGAUAAGUGCAUAGUUCUUCUCUUAGUUUGUCUAAUGGACCAGGAUUGGACACAGAUUUAUCAAUGAACAGAUCACUAUAUAUAUAUAUAUUCAGGCAAUUGGUGGCGAGGAUAAAGACAUUCAGUAGACCGUGUCUUUUGGAAUGAUGCAGGUCCCUGCCAAAUGGCUUAAAGUCAAAUAUCAUCAUUGCGUUUCCUUGAUCCUAUGGGAACACAGCAAUUCAGCCCCUGGCUAGUAGAAUCCCCUCUAUGCCUAUAGCACUAGGCACUUUAUUUACUAUGCUCAUGCACUGUAGCUUCUGUUAUACAAAGCAUGGAGAACAAACAAACAAACAAAGCCCGCAUUGAAUUAAUGCAAACGCAUCAGUGCUCCAGAUAAAUGCAUAUUGGGGUUUGCGGUCUGGAUGCUGUAGGCUUAACACAUUAUCGUUAUGGUUUAAAGUCUGUCUGUUGAUGCUGGGAUGUCUGUGUUGUAACCCGAGCAUGAGCAAAAUACUGUUCUUAAAAUAUGCUUCAGAUCUUACGGCGAAGAGGGGUUUGGGAAGCCAGUCUGAUGCAUACGUCACAUGUGAAUCUUUAGAUCACAAUGCAGCGGCAUCUAAAAUAAGAAGAGAUCCAUUUUGUAUUUGCACUCGAGAAGAUUUUGUUUGGCCUCAAAGGAUCUGCUGCUGUCUCGGGAAGUGGGAAUGGUGCGCACAAAGGACAAUGUCAAGCCUUUUCCUGUGCAGUGGUAGAUCGAUGCAAUUUAAGUGACAGGUGAAAAGUUCUGUGUCCGUAACGCAUCUCUGUCUAUGCAAACUCAAUAUGUAGCAUUCCAAUGUUUGGACAUAAAUGUACAUAUAUUUAUUUUUUUAACUUUUUAAGUAUAAAAAGCCCUGUAAAAUACAAACUUUAAGUUGUAAUAAA
Molecule: messenger RNA, 4854 nt
Organism: Podarcis muralis (Common wall lizard)
Lineage: Eukaryota; Metazoa; Chordata; Lepidosauria; Squamata; Lacertidae
Gene: EDN2
Product: endothelin 2
Biological process (GO): regulation of systemic arterial blood pressure by endothelin; intracellular calcium ion homeostasis; vein smooth muscle contraction
Cellular component (GO): extracellular region
Molecular function (GO): endothelin B receptor binding; hormone activity
Source: RefSeq, a predicted model, not a curated record